AAGGAGAUGAUGAGCAACUCCAUAGGCGCUGAUUGGGGGCGUUACCCUCAUCUUUAUCGGACACGCCUGUUUCCUUUCGAGUUGAGUUCACUCGUGUUCGGUUACCGGAGACCAUCAAAAGUGAUCCCUCUGGGAAGGAUAGAACGAAAGACCGCAAAUCCCUCCGAAUAGAUAGAGAACAAGAGAAACGAAGCCUCGUGUAGGUUGAGGUUCUGACUAUUCUACAGGACUUCCUUUAUCUUCUCAAGACAGUUCUCACGCGCUCUUUUAUCUGAUAACUGAGAUUUACUGAAGGAAAUAAAGCAGUAUUACUGAUUAUUUAACUUUGGUUUGUUGUCAUUUUCCACUUAUUUUGGUAAUGUUAACAUGGUUCCUAUGCUAAUAAAGUAUAUUUUAAUAUAAUUUAAUGAAAACUUUUGGUGGUUGUUUGACAACAUCGGUGACUCGUAUCGUUUUUAAGUGAUGUUUCGCAGCUUUUUUGUCUGGGAGCGCUUCUUUAACAAAAAUACACCCAGCCAGCGCCUCGUCCUCUGCGCUCCUAAUCUUCGUCGUUUUCACGUGGUGGUCCAGUAUGGCUUUUCUCUAGAGUUUUGACGCACAGCUUAAUCACCCCUGGAUGUUGACAACUCACCAGCCGAAUCAAUACUAUAAUUUUUCUCCCUAAUAUCUCAGAAAUAUAGCCGCGCUAGUUGCGACCUACAACCAUCUGUCUCUGAGACUCACAAGCCCCGGGAAAGGCAAGAAGGGAAAAAAUCGAGAGAGAGGAAUAGGCAGUGACGAGAGGAGAACUGUGUUUUGAUGUUUGGGAUCCAGAACAACAUCCAAAGGAGCGGGAGUGUUAUGAAAGAAGAGCCUAUGGUGGCUGGGAUGAACGCAGUGCGGAGCUGGAUGCAGGGCGCGGGGGUGCUGGACGCCAAUACAGCCGCCCAGAGUGGAGUGGCUCUGGCCCGGGCACACUUCGAGAAACAGCCUCCCUCCAACCUCCGCAAGUCCAACUUCUUCCACUUCGUGUUGGCUCUUUACGACAGACAGGGACAGCCGGUGGAGAUAGAGAGAACCACCUUCGUUGGCUUUGUUGAGAAGGAAAAGGAAACAUCAGGGGAAAAGACCAACAAUGGGAUACAUUAUAGACUACAGCUUCUAUACAGCAAUGGUAUUAGGACAGAACAGGACUUUUACGUGCGUCUCAUCGAUUCCAUGACCAAACAGGCAAUCAUCUAUGAGGGACAGGAUAAGAACCCAGAGAUGUGUCGGGUUCUACUGACUCACGAGAUCAUGUGCAGUCGGUGUUGCGAUAAGAAGAGUUGCGGGAACAGGAAUGAGACGCCGUCUGAUCCAGUCAUCAUUGACAGGUUCUUCCUCAAGUUCUUCCUGAAGUGCAACCAGAACUGCCUGAAAAACGCAGGGAACCCACGCGAUAUGAGACGCUUCCAGGUGGUGGUAUCUACCACGGUGAGUGUGGACGGUCACGUCCUCUCAGUCUCUGACAACAUGUUUGUCCACAACAACUCUAAACAUGGCCGCCGGGCCAGGAGACUAGACCCCUCAGAAGGAACACCUUCAUACCUGGAGCAUGCGACCCCCUGCAUCAAGGCCAUCAGCCCCAGUGAGGGCUGGACCACAGGAGGGGCCACAGUGAUUAUCAUAGGAGACAACUUCUUCGACGGCCUCCAGGUCAUCUUCGGCAACAUGCUGGUCUGGAGUGAGUUGAUCACAGCCCACGCCAUCCGGGUGCAGACUCCGCCCAGACACAUCCCCGGGGUCGUGGAGGUCACGCUGUCAUACAAGUCUAAACAAUUCUGCAAGGGCACGCCGGGUCGCUUCAUAUACACAGCUUUGAAUGAGCCCACUAUAGACUAUGGCUUCCAGAGGUUACAGAAGGUUAUUCCUAGACAUCCAGGAGACCAAGAGAGACUACCUAAGGAAGUGAUUCUGAAGAGGGCUGCAGACCUUGUCGAAGCUUUGUAUGGGAUGCCACACAACAACCAGGAAAUGAUUCUAAAGCGGGCCGCAGAUAUUGCGGAAGCGUUGUAUACAACGGUGCCGCGGGGGCACAACCAGCUGACCGGCUUGGGCACUGGUUCCGUCCACACUGGCAUGAUGGCUGUGAACUCCUUCCCUGGGUCAGAGGUCGCACAGACAGCCAAUCAGGGUUACAAUAGGAGUAGCAGCAAUGUAUCUCCUCAUAGUUAUGUUCCCAGCACCACUCCUCAGCAGACCAGCUACAGCUCUGUGUCCACUAGCAUGAAUGGCUACACUAAUUCUGGCAUGACCACCCUCGGCACUUCGCCCAACUUCCUCAACGGUUCGGCCACCAACUCACCCUACGCUAUUGUUCCCUCCAGUCCUACUAUGACGUCGUCCACCAGUCUGCCCUCCAACUGCAGUAGCUCCUCAGGCAUCUUCUCUUUCUCUCCCGCUAACAUGGUGUCUGCUGCAGUCAAACAGAAGAGUGCUUUUGCUCCCGUUGUACGCCCACAGACGUCCCCUCCACUCACCUGCACUAGCACUAAUGGACUACAAGUAGAUCCGUCUUUUGUGGACUCUAGCAAGUACUCCUCCUCCAGCUCUCUUCAGGGUUUGGCCUUCUCCUGAAUGAUUCCAGGGAUGAUACUUGCAUCCAUGUAGACGAUCUGGGAACAUUGAGGAGUUGAGAAUGUUGACAUGGACACAGCAUGUCUUUAUUUUUCUAAUCCAGACCUGAUUAUAACUCAAAAUGGAAGCAUUAUCAAACUCAGGCCUUUGUUAACAUGACUCUCAGUCGAUGGAUAAGGGAAGAAAUUCAUCAUUUUAAACGUUAGGUCAUUUCCUUCUGGGAACUGUUUCAGACAAACCUUGGCUUGGAGUACACUGAUAUUGAAGUUAUUUGAAAAGUAUUAAACUGAUGAUGAACUUUAAGCUAUCCAAUUGACUGUCCCUGCACCACAAAGGCAAUAUGGAUGAUAUCAUGAAAUAAGCAUUUAUUGAUGUUUAAUAAGUAUUUAUAGUGAAAUGUUUUGGUUUGUUCUAUUGUAUGCCUUCUUGUAGACCGUAACACAUUAAAAACACUAAAGCUGAUUGGCUAAACCAGUAGACAGCACAAAUAAAAUUGGAUGGUCAUUAAAAAGGGUUGCAACAAAGCCAACUGCUAUGCCAUAUCGGCCAUACAUUUGACAUUUAAGUAUUCAAGAAAAACUAAAGUAUUUGCAAAGGUCUUUGCUGCUUUCCACAUAGAUUCAUAGAUUUGCAAUGCCCUUUUAGUUUCACAGUUCUUUUUUUAGAAAUGAUUAUCACUUGUGAAACAUUUUUAUUUUGUUGUUUGAUUGUUUUUUUUAACAAAAAGAAAAAAAUCUGUGAUAAUAGUAAUUGACAUGUUCUUCAGCUUGCCAUGUUCAUUCUGAAGUUUUGUUCAAUGAGAAUAAAGGAAUAUUGUGUCUGAUAUGAAGAUUAUUUUUGGUUAACCUUUGGGUUAAUUAUGAAGUAAAGUAUUUAAAUGGGCUAUUUAUUCCCUAUAUAAUGCACAGCUUCAACCCCUUUGAGCCCUGGUCAAAAGGAUUCAUCCCAUCACUUUUUGGGAUACAUUGGGGGGAAAUGUCAGUGUUUAAAGUUCUUCAUGAAUGCCUUAACAGAGUACAAUCCUGUCAGAAAUGAUUUCAUGUGGAUGCUAUACCAAGUGUGAAAAAACAAGCAUCCACAUUCAUGAAACUGUAACAAUCUACCCCAAAUAACAGAAGAUGAAGAGUUAAAUUGUUGCUGAGAAGGACUAGGCUUAGAGAUUGCAAACGAGAAAAGGGCUUUCUCAUUUACCAGAUUCUUUUGUAGUCUAAACAUUCGAAAUUUCACCAACUUGAAAGUUGAUUAGAACAGGACAAAUAUUAUCCCCUUUGUAUUCCCCUACUUUUAUGUCUCUAGCCAGGACAAUAGGUAAUAGCUCUGAGAGAAAAAAAAAUCUCUGAGCCGAGCAUCAGUAACAGAAAAUAGAACCCAGCGUAUUUUUCCAGCUUGACUCUGUGGAAAGAUAAAACACAAUGCUGGGAAUGUAAUUGCUUUCAAUUAUGGCCCAGUGUAUCUCCAGUCUGAGACCCAGCAGAUUCCAAAUGAAAGUACUUUGUUAUACAUUUCUAUGUAUAAAUAAAAAAAAAACACCAAAUUCUCACUUUAAAAUAUAAUGAAGAUGUGUCAAAAUGCAGCUUUUGAAACAGAUUUUAAUUUCUCUGCAAUGUCAAGCUUUCAUCAUCUACACUUGAAUGGGAAGCAUCAAUUUGGAUACCAAAAUGAUAAUUGCAUAAGAGUAUCAUAAAAAUCAUGUGUUUAGCUUUUUCAUUUGUCCAUUGUACGUUGGUCCUUUAUCCUAAUUCUAUUUGGUUAUAUGUGUGUGGAAAUCGUUUAAAUUUAAUAUCACAUUUUAUUUGUGAUGUAUUGUCAAGCUGUGCUUCCAUUAGAGAUUUUUCUAUUUUUGUAUAAUUUCCUAAUACAACACUGUUCUUGCCCUGAUUUGUAAAUGUGUUUUUAUAUGUCUGAAUCAGCAACUUAUUGUAAGAGUGGUUGGUUUAGAUUCUCACCAGCUAUCAUUUCCUCAUCUAGACUCAAACGUCAGUUCAUGCUGUAGAGCCCUGAAAACUACUAUACAUUAUUUACACCCACUCAGACACUCUCAGACACUUCACCAGUCAUCUCUUUCUUCCUUUUACUCGCCUCCCCUCUUCUCCCUCUCUUCCUGAACUGCCCUCACUCCCCCCAGCUGACCGAUCAAGCUUCAAAGGGAGAUUUCAUCUCAUGAACAAUCUCUGUAGUGUUUUCUCUUCCUCUCCAUCCACCCGCUGUGAGUCUUCAAGCUGUUGCUUGAUAGAGAAUAGGGCUUUUUCCCUUCUGGAGAGUUUUGUUUAGUCUUUAGAAAAUGCCAGAUUUAGCAGAAGCCUGGCUGUUGAUAGACGUACGGCUAUAUCCCACACCACCCCUAUUCACUAAAUAGCAUGCUACUUUUGACCAUAGCCCUACUAUUGGGGCCUAGUCUGAAGUUGUGCACUAAAUGGUUUUGGCUGCCAUUUGGGACGUAUGCUUCCUGUUGAUUGACAUGUGUGGUCCGGCAUUGAGUGUGAUGCUGUCACCAUGCUGUUCAGAUCUGAGAGGGGUCGGUUUCUGUUUCAGCUGACUGAACCUCUGGGUGUCACACACUGUUUGUCUACUGGAGUUUCAUUUUAAUAAUACAGUUUUCUCUUGAGGUGACAAAAAUAUCCAAACCAAAUAGCUGUUGUCUUUUCUUCCUUUUGUCCGUUUGUCAGGACACAGUAGUGUUUAUUAGUAUAAAAGUAUUAAAUAAAAAACUACUGUAUCAAUAGUAAUCGAAUUUUGAUGAAAAUGUAGCUGUAAAAUAACUUUUGGACUUUCAAAAUGACUGUAAAUUAA
Messenger RNA from Esox lucius (northern pike), 5385 nucleotides. It is a transcript of the gene ebf1a, whose product is annotated as EBF transcription factor 1a. The transcript has 17 exons. Lineage: Eukaryota; Metazoa; Chordata; Actinopteri; Esociformes; Esocidae. Gene Ontology annotation, biological process: regulation of transcription by RNA polymerase II. The record is from RefSeq and is a predicted model, not a curated record. Gene Ontology annotation, molecular function: DNA-binding transcription factor activity, RNA polymerase II-specific; RNA polymerase II cis-regulatory region sequence-specific DNA binding. The coding region runs from base 799 to 2595 and encodes 598 amino acids.